Talpa occidentalis (Iberian mole) is the source of this 624-nucleotide messenger RNA. Its product is annotated as DLA class I histocompatibility antigen, A9/A9 alpha chain-like. Gene Ontology annotation, cellular component: external side of plasma membrane. Gene Ontology annotation, molecular function: peptide antigen binding; signaling receptor binding. NCBI's taxonomy places the organism in Eukaryota, Metazoa, Chordata, Mammalia, Eulipotyphla, Talpidae. Gene Ontology annotation, biological process: immune response; positive regulation of T cell mediated cytotoxicity; antigen processing and presentation of endogenous peptide antigen via MHC class Ib. The record is from RefSeq and is a predicted model, not a curated record.
AUGACCCGGCCCGGCCUCAGGGAGCCCCGCUUCAUGACCGUGGGCUACGUGGACGAACACGCAGUUCUCGUGGUUCGACAGCGACGCGGCGGGGCGAGGAUGGAGCCGCGGGCGCCCUGGGCGGGGGCGGAGGGGCCGGAGUACUGGGAGGGGGAGACGCGGAGAGCGAAGACCAACGCGCAGAUGUUCCAAGUCAGCCUGAACAACCUGCGCGGCUACUACAACAGAGCGCGGACGGUGAGCGGGGCGGGGGGAUGCCACGGCUGCGACGUGGGGCCGACGGGCGUCCUCCGCGGGUACAGUCAGUCCGCCUACGACGGCGCCGAUUACCUGGCCCUGAACGGGGACCUGCGCUCCUGGACCACGGCGGACACGGCAGCUCAGAUCUCCCGGCGCAAGUGGGAGGCUGAGGGAGCGGCGGAGCACGUCAAGAACUACCUGGAGGGCACGUGCGUGGAGUGGCUGCGCAGGUACCUGGAGCUCGGGAAGGAGACGCUGCAGCGCGUAGGUAAGAGGGGCCGCGAGGUCUCCAAACCCCCUCAGGUGGCACCCAAGGGGAGGGUGGAGUCAGGUCACAGCAGCGCCCUCUCUGGUCAGGGGAAGGGGAGCCCCCUGGUUUCCUGA